UAGUAUUCCUUGGUUCCUAUUGGGAGUUCAUCAAAGUAAUUUAAAUCUUAUACUUAGCUUGAUUAGUCUGGUAAGCCGAUGGACAAAGAAAAACGAAGAACCGAAGAAGAUAUCCCAUACGCUAGGGCAUUAAGUUCGGGUUGAUGGUAAUCGGGUGGAGUGAGCGAUGUGUUGAGCGUAUGACUUAUGGAGAUGAUUCCAGUGCCGGAAUCAUAGCACGCGCCCGAAUAACAACUUCGGACUGAGCGGACGAAAAAACGACGACCUUGCUGCAAUGGCUCCCGCUUCGGGUACCUGAACUCUGACACCUGUACCUAAUGAUGAUCGUAUUUUGCGAGCUUUCGCAGAUGCGCUCCUGCCGUGUGGACGUGAACAGUGAUUCUGCUUUGAUCGGUUUCUUUACUUAAAGCAAAUUGUAGUUCGUUUAAGAGUAGAAAAUGCGUGUGAUUGCAGGGAUUAUUGCUGUGCUUGUGGUGUGUGCUCCUUUUAUUACGGGUGCUCCAAUCGAAGUGGAAAACAGUGACUUAGUCAGCUAUGAGAAUAUGCGGACCGAAAAUGGAUAUCGAUUCUCCUACGAAACUAAGGAUGGACAAGCACGGGAAGAGGUCGGUACGAUCGACCCCACCACAGGGGCAAUGACUGUCACUGGGUGGUACAGCUACCGCACACCAGAUGGCGCCGAGUAUCGGGUGGAUUUCAUUGCAGAUAAAAAUGGUUAUCGAGUCACGCAAGGCCCUGACGUUGAUGACGUUGAUCCCGAUUUCAUCCCGAAUGUUGAAGCAGCUCCUAUCAGCAAUGCACUGCUGCUUUCGCUCGUUGGUUAAGGCUGCAGGUUUAUAAUUUUUACUUGAAUAAUCUCGUGGGGUCUAGCUCAGGUUCAAUAAUAUUUUAAAAUACAAUUCAAUGACAUUUUACGAAACUUGUUCCUUCUGCUAAAAUCGUGUGAUGAAUAAAAUUUAAAAUAUA
Molecule: messenger RNA, 966 nt
Organism: Anopheles stephensi (Asian malaria mosquito)
Lineage: Eukaryota; Metazoa; Arthropoda; Insecta; Diptera; Culicidae
Product: cuticle protein AM1239-like
Exons: 3
Coding region: 438-824 (128 amino acids)
Cellular component (GO): chitin-based extracellular matrix
Molecular function (GO): structural constituent of chitin-based larval cuticle
Source: RefSeq, a predicted model, not a curated record